AGGGCAGCGCUGGGGGAGGAGAGAAAGAUAAGCAAGGAGCGAGGGAAUUUGCGAGGAAGGAGAAACACUGAAGAGAAACAGAGGGCAAAGGGAGGAGCAGUAAACACAACAAAGUUACAAAUGAGAAGGCCAGCAAAGCUAAAUGCAGCAGAGACAAGAGGGGGGUGGGAAGUAAGCCUCAUUAUUACAACAAUUACAUCUACUUGCAGCUCACUAAGCCAAAAGCAAACAAGGGUGACAGAACGAGGGAACGGGAUAGAAAGAGAGAGACACUGAGAGCGAGAGAGCAGAAAACCGAGAGAGGAGUUGAAUAUUGACUUGAGGGAGUGAAGAGAUUAAUGAGAAAGAAAACCGUUUUCAAAAAAAAGAAAAGAAAACAUGUAAGAGAAGUCAAAACGGUAGAUUAACAUUGAGAAGACUCACUGGCGCACACAAAGGGGACAGUGAAGGUGGAAGUUCCAACGGCUUGUCAGCGGGGUGCUGCAGCUCGCUAGCCUUCACUUUCAUAAUUAUGACAGGGAAAAGAGUGAAGUAGGACACACAGACAAAGGCGCAGUCACACUCAGCGUUCUCUUCAUGACACAGCCAUGCUGUCGAAAGAGUACAGAAUAUGUAUGCCAUUGACUGUGGAUGAGUACAGGAUUGGCCAGCUGUAUAUGAUCAGCAAGCACAGCAGCGAGCAGAGCAGAGGAGGGGAAGGGGUGGAGGUGAUACGCAACGAGCCCCAGUCCCAUCCCCAGCAUGGCGCGGGGCAGCUGACCGAAAAACGAAUCUACCUCAGCAGUAAACUCCCGUCCUGGAUGAGGACGUUUGUCCCCCGGAUCUUCUACGUCACCGAGAAAGCCUGGAAUUUCUACCCGUACACAAUAACAGAGUACACGUGUUCUUUUGUUCCCAGGUUUAACAUUCGGAUUGAGACCAGGUUUUCCAAUGACAAUGGAAACAAUGAUAAUGUUUUUGGGGACAGUCCCACCCCUCCGGAGAACGUGAGUCACGUGGACAUCUUGACCGACCCCUUUCCCGAGAAGCACUACAAACAAUCGGAGGACCUGAGCAUUUGGGAGUCAAAGAAGACAGGCCGGGGCCCUCUGUUGGCCGGCUGGCGCAAUAACAGCAAGCCUAUCAUGUGCUCCUACAAGAGGGUCCAGUGCAGCUUUGAGGUUUAUGGACUACAAGGGAGAACUGAGGAAUUCAUUCACAAGAAUAUACGUGAUAUCCUACUGGUGGGACACAGGCAGGCUGUGGCUUGGACUGACGAAUGGCACGGAAUGAGCUUGGAGGAAGUGAGAGAAUUUGAGAGAGAGUUGCAGGAGCAGACUAACAGCAAACUGAAAUCCACACAGAGCAGCACAGAUUCGGCGACGCCCCCCCGGCCCGCCUUCUCCCGCUCGAUCUCUGUCACGGAUGAGUCGUCUCUGAAAAGGAUGGGGGUGAGGACGCCGGUGAUGUCAGACUCGCCGCCUCAAUCACCCAUGCGCCUGAACUCCACUCCUGAGUGACAUCGCUGCCGCUACCCCCCCCCCCCUCCCCUUUUCCCGUCAGCUGGGGGGCAACGCAAUCAGAAUUGGAAAUAUGUCAAUCCCUCUCGAGUCGGCUGACAUUUGGAAACACGCACACAUGCAGGUCCGAUGCCGAAAGGCUCUGCUUAUUUUAAAGCACAACUAGGUACAAAUCAAUAGGUGAGGUGUUCGAGGUGCAAUCUAUUUAAUAUUGUAUGCAGUAUAUCCACAGCUUUGUUUCUCACUGUAAUGGAUUAUAUGACAUUACAAAUGGCAUUCCAAUACGUGGUGCUGGGCAACUGAUUAUGGCAAUCGAGGGGUUGUAUGCGCACACUUGUGUGCAUGCUCUGUAGCAGGACUGUCAUCCUAUGUCUACUUUUUAACUGUACUUCUACUAAAUAAUAUGCAUGCGGUAUGUAAGCAAAUGCUGACUCUACAAAUAUCCCUCAGGAAAAGUCAAACAGCCAAGUCAUGGGCAACAAAAAAAAAACAAGAUUUCAAUCAGGAAACUCGGGUAGACAUUUUGGUCAGGCAAGGUUGUGUGCGAUCGGGCCACCUUUCUCAAGGGGCCCUUCCUGUCAAAGGCAUGUUGGAAUUAGACUUUCGGCCCGGCGGCAGCCGAGCGCAAGGAGCAGGCAGCACACAAACCCCAUCAGAUAGGGGUGUGCGUAAGGUGGAUAAGGCGGCUGGGGCAGGGGAGCGGCAGUCAGAAACGGGAUUAAUUUAACUCAGCGGGGAGCGAAGCACUGUGGGUAAGACUUAAACUGGGGCCUUUCCAUCCGUUGGAUAAUUAUUCAGAAGGGUUGGGGGGAGGGCGGUUGAAGCACUGACUUCAACCAUGUGGGAGAGAUUUGCCGAGGGAAUUUCCUCUUUACCCUUGUUCACGUAUUUUCAUGUAUAUCAUGACGCUAAAAGAAAAGGAUUCUUUUACCCAAAGUGUCCUGUGGUGGAAGGGUACCUGCUUAAUUGUAUUCAAAAUACAAGGUAUUGUGUUUUUGUUUUGUUCCUUCCAUCCCGUAUGCUUCCUUUGUUUCCCCAUUUUGGACUGUUGGAUUACACUUGUAGGCCCUUGUCGCCCUGGCGAUAUCCUCCGUCCUUCAAUGCGUAUGCAUCCCAACCCCCGCUCCGCGCUCGGCGUGCAGGAGGACUGCACUCCUGCGCACGGCAGCUGGUGACCAGGGCGGGGGCGCUCUCGAGCAGCGCUUCGCCUGAUGAAUCCAUCAUUCCCGGGGUGACCCCGCUGGCAGUUGCUCACCGCGCUGUGCGGCUGUCGUCAGCCGUCAGCGCUGGCGCUGUCAGGACCGGGUUCUGGACAAACGAAGCACAUCGCCGCGCCCGAGAGCGGGCGCUUCACCUGGACGCGCCACCUGACUGCCCGUCUCCGCUUUUACGGGUUCCUGCGAGCCGACCCGCUUGUCUCCGCGCGGGUUGUCGAACAAGUUCGUAUUUCUGCCAAAUGUGUCAACACUGCAAGCUGUAUAUAUAUAUAUAUGCCUUGUGCAGCAGCGGGUGGCACGAUGUUUGACGCAGGGUUGCAAAAUUUACAGAAAAGCAGAGAGAGAGAGAGAGAGAGAGACUGCACAAGCACUUGACAGGGCUCUGCAGUGGCAACGUUCAUUAACACGGGAAAGUAACGUGCAAACACCAGGUGCUGUGUUAGCAGAGCGUCUGUUCGCCCGAGCACGUUCCAUGCAAGUCGUAUUUGAGGUUGUGCCAUCAGGAAAAAACAUGCUUAUUUUCCUUCUACUGAACCACUGCCGAGCUGCUCAGAUGAAAAUGUUUGUAACAGAUCUCAGUGAGGUGAAUUAAGCACUCAGUGCCACUGCAAAGCUUUUGUAUGAAUUUUUUAAAAUUCUCAAUAAAUAACAAUGCCUAGCAACAGUAAAAAUGACAUGGACUCAUAAGUGCCUUUCACCAGAGGAUUGCAAGUGCUUUAUAGUAUGAGCAUGAGUUCCUGGGCUGGUUGUUUUGUGUAACUUGUGAAUGUCUGGUCAACGAGCGACUCUUUAUUUCUAUGCUGUACUACAGCUGAUAUCAGUUAGCAAUGGUUAGCAAUGUGUACAGGUUUCUUUGUGUACAGUUCACUGUCAAUUCCUAUAAAUUCUGUUGAAUCUGUUAAA
Messenger RNA from Anguilla anguilla (European eel), 3619 nucleotides. It is a transcript of the gene pitpnc1b, whose product is annotated as phosphatidylinositol transfer protein cytoplasmic 1b. Gene Ontology annotation, biological process: phospholipid transport. The coding region runs from base 588 to 1499 and encodes 303 amino acids. The record is from RefSeq and is a predicted model, not a curated record. The transcript is spliced from 10 exons. Gene Ontology annotation, cellular component: cytoplasm. Lineage: Eukaryota; Metazoa; Chordata; Actinopteri; Anguilliformes; Anguillidae. Gene Ontology annotation, molecular function: phosphatidylinositol transfer activity; phosphatidylinositol binding.